Molecule: messenger RNA, 11512 nt
Organism: Salvelinus fontinalis (brook trout)
Lineage: Eukaryota; Metazoa; Chordata; Actinopteri; Salmoniformes; Salmonidae
Product: voltage-dependent L-type calcium channel subunit beta-4-like
Exons: 8
Coding region: 663-2444 (593 amino acids)
Biological process (GO): chemical synaptic transmission; calcium ion transmembrane transport; regulation of voltage-gated calcium channel activity
Cellular component (GO): voltage-gated calcium channel complex
Molecular function (GO): protein binding; high voltage-gated calcium channel activity
Source: RefSeq, a predicted model, not a curated record
UGACUGCUGUUGGGUGACUGACCACCUCCUUCUCCCUCAUACCAGAAUCAAUUGCUUUUCAUUAUGUAGCAAAGCAUGUUUAUCCAUAAUCAAUCAAUCGCAUUUAUUUUGUAGAGCUCUUUUUACAUCAGCAGUUGUCACAAAGUGCUUUACAGACACCCAGCCUAAAACUCAGAGCAAUCAACCAAAUGCACAGCAUUCAGAGUUGAGGUCAACUCCAUUUCCAUUGAGUCAAUUCCGGAAGGAUGCUGAAAAUCGGAUUCCAACUCUGACAGUGUUGUUGCAUUGUACUGGAUGAAUACAAAAGGGUCUGGAAGGUUGCGACAGGAUAUCCUGUCUUCAGACACUACACCAUCUGCUCUCCAUAGACUUCCAUAUUAGCUUUCAUGCUAAAUGUGUUUUCUCUUGUUUUUACAAGCCAAACAGAAGCAAAAGCAGGUAUGUUUGUAAUGCAGAUUAUUCUACUAUGUAUCAGAGCUAGAAUUAAGAAUAGCUGUGUCAUAAAAUACUCUCUACUUCGAACUGUUUUGCUCUUAUUUGAUGACACUGGUAGAUUCUAAUCUCAAUGACUGGAGGGUUACGUUUAGGGCCCAGAGUUACCCCUAACUACAUGAUCUGACCAGGGCCUUACUAAAAACCUAGUAAAACUCAGGGUUCUAGUUAUGCUCCAAAGUGUGUGUUGGCCCGUUCCAAGCCCAGUGUGUGUUGGCCCGUUCCAAGUCCAGUGUAUGUUGGCCCAUUCCAAGUCCAGUGUGUGUUGGCCCGUUCCAAGUCCAGUGUGUGUUGGCCCGUUCCAAGUCCAGUGUGUGUUGGCCCGUUCCAAGCCCAGUGUGUGUUGGCCCGUUCCAAGCCCAGUGUGUGUUGGCCCGUUCCAAGUCCAGUGUGUGUUGGCCCGUUCCAAGUCCAGUGUGUGUUGGCCCAUUCCAAGCCCAGUGUGUGUUGGCCCGUUCCAAGUCCAGUGUGUGUUGGCCCGUUUCAAGUCCAGUGUGUGUUGGCCCAUUCCAAGUCCAGUGUGUGUUGGCCCAUUCCAAGUCCAGUGUUUGUUGGCCCGUUUCAAGCCCAGUGUGUGUUGGCCCGUUCCAAGUCCAGUGUAUGUUGGCCCAUUCCAAGUCCAGUGUGUGUUGGCCCAUUCCAAGUCCAGUGUGUGUUGGCCCAUUCCAAGUCCAGUGUGUGUUGGCCCGUUCCAAGCCCAGUGUGUGUUGGCCCGUUCCAAGCCCAGUGUGUGUUGGCCCGUUCCAAGUCCAGUGUGUGUUGGCCCGUUCCAAGUCCAGUGUGUGUUGGCCCAUUCCAAGCCCAGUGUGUGUUGGCCCGUUCCAAGUCCAGUGUGUGUUGGCCCGUUUCAAGUCCAGUGUGUGUUGGCCCAUUCCAAGUCCAGUGUGUGUUGGCCCAUUCCAAGUCCAGUGUUUGUUGGCCCGUUUCAAGUCCAGUGUGUGUUGGCCCAUUCCAAGUCCAGUGUGUGUUGGCCCAUUCCAAGUCCAGUGUGUGUUGGCCCAUUCCAAGCCCAGUGUGUGUUGGCCCGUUCCAAGUCCAGUGUGUGUUGGCCCGUUCCAAGUCCAGUGUGUGUUGGCCCGUUUCAAGCCCAGUGUGUGUUGGCCCAUUUCAAGCCCAGUGUGUGUUGGCCCGUUCCAAGUCCAGUGUGUGUUGGCCCGUUCCAAGUCCAGUGUGUGUUGGCCCGUUUCAAGUCCAGUGUGUGUUGGCCCGUUUCAAGCCCAGUGUGUGUUGGCCCAUUUCAAGCCCAGUGUGUGUCUCCCCUGCAGACAGAGCAUCUCCCGCCAUAUGAUGUUGUUCCUUCCAUGAGGCCGGUGGUGUUGGUGGGGCCCUCUCUGAAAGGCUAUGAGGUAACAGACAUGAUGCAGAAGGCCCUGUUUGACUUCCUGAAACACAGGUUUGAUGGAAGAAUCUCUAUCACGCGGGUGACUGCUGAUCUGUCAUUGGCCAAAAGGUCUGUAUUGAACAAGAAGGCUAUCAUGGAGAGGUCCAACACACGCUCCAGUCUUGCUGAGGUCCAGAGUGAGAUUGAGAGGAUUUUUGAGCUGGCUAAGACUCUACAGCUCGUAGUUCUGGACGCAGACACUAUCAACCACCCAGCACAGCUCCUCAAAACAUCCCUGGCUCCUAUCAUCAUUUACGUUAAGGUGUCCUCUCCAAAGGUUCUUCAGAGACUCAUUAAAUCUCGGGGGAAAUCUCAAAGUAAACACCUCAAUGUACAGAUGAUGGCAGGGGACAAACUAGCACAGUGUCCACCCAUGUUUGAUGUGAUCCUGGAUGAGAACCAGCUGGAGGAUGCAUGUGAACACCUGGCAGAGUACCUGGACAUCUACUGGCGCGCCACUCACCUGCCCUGCUCCGCCCCCCUCAACCCCCUAUUGGACCAGAGCGUGGUCACCCCGCCCUCCGCUAACUCCAGCCAACAGUUCUCCGAGACUCAAGAGUUAAUAGAAUGAUCACUCCCUAGCUACCACAGGUCUGGAUGUGGCAAAGAGAUCAAUCCAACUCGACCAAAAUUCCAUGUCAACGCCAUUCAGAAUCUCCUCAUUGCCCCUCCAUAAAAAUUAGCCUACAUUUAGGCUAUUGUUUAUAUGUGUAUUUGACAAUAUUUUGGAGUGAAAAUCGGAUUAAAAUGCUUGUAUGGAUGUCAACCCCAAUACAGGUUCAUGUCAUCAUCACCAAUCAACUGAUUUACACUUAAAAACAGCUUCAAGUACCACCACCGAUUUCUAUAUGCUAGCUACGCUACCGGCUUAUACGAACAGAAGUUAGCAAUUAACAGACUUUUAUAUAAUCACGAAAAGGACUAUUUCUAAAUAUUAUGCAGCGAAAACCGUAGCGACCACGUUGUGGGCCUGUUAGAACACAAAGAUCUUGACAGAUUUGAAGAAUAUCCACUUUGUAUAAUCAGAUUUUUGGAAUGUGUGCCAAGGAUGGCAUUCUCGUUGUUUUCCCCACGGUCUGCGUUCCAUUGAUCUCUUAACAGCAUAUAUUGCUCGCUUUCUCUCGCUUGAUAGCUUGUUUUUUUCCCUGGUCUGUUUUGUAUUGUGUUUCCGUAGCUAACUGUUUUUUGUAGACGUUAUAUAGUGACACAGAGGAAUCAAACAUGUAUGAAUCAGAGCACGUCAAAGCACAUUAUCAAAGCACAAACUUGCACAUUGUCAUCUACAACUCUUAUGUAUAUUUAUCACGUAUCAACAGAAUGGAUCUACAGAAGAUCAGAGUAGUUUUGCCAUUGAAUCCACCAAACAGAUCGCAGACAGGGGCCGAGAAAGGAGGAGUCAGACCAGACACUUUUGCUUGUCUGCCUGAAAUGUAUAUAUACAUUUUUUUUAUGACCAAAAAGAUUAUCAGUACUUGAGGAGAUACGUUAACCAUUUGUAGGGAAGUUCUAAAUGUUAAGGCAACACACGAACACUCUCCCUAAAACCAAUUCCAGACUGUCCAGAAUGUAUCACUGUACAGCCUACAGUACAGGACUUUACUGUAGCUCUCUCCUACUGGCAGGAUCCAGUCUGAUCUGUUUCCUCAGACACUACAUCACACUCAAUGUAGCCUAUUUGAGCAGUUGAUUAGCACUUCUUAUAACAGGUUCAGUUAAAGUUCUGAUAAUAAGUUCAGUUAAAGUUCUGAUAAUUAACUGUGGUUAAAGUUCCAGUGCUCCAAUGAUGAGUAGCCUAUAAAUUAUGCUUCCACAAUAAUUCAGUUCUUACGAAUUAUGAUGUAAAUCUAGCCAUUCCACUGUAAUCACAAGGACUGUGACAAAGCAGAGACGAAGAGGAAGAGAGAGGCCCAACUCGGCAGCAAAUCAAUCUCCCUCCAGCAGGUGGCGUUUUGGAUGGAGGUCAAUGAGUGUUGCAUUUGGUCAACAAAAUCAUUUAUGGGUUAUUUGCUACGUGAGGUUUAUUUGAUCAAAUAGAAGUUUCGUAAUGCUUAAAUUGUUACUAGUGUACUGAUAUAAGUAGGAAAAAACACUUUAUAUCGGAGUUGUCUCGAAAUGGCUAUGCAUAUUCAUGGCAUGAGGCUAGUAGCAUAGCGUCUCUCUACAUUGAAUACAGGUGGUUGCUGUCAACAACCCUCAUUGAAUAUUCAAAUAAGGAUUGCAAUAAGGAGAUGUAUCAACCAAUCCAAAGAAAGGAUAGGCGGGAGCUAGACAGUCCGCAGUACCGCUUUGUGGACAACGACUUCCAUUGUUAGGGAGGAGAGACGUAUAUAUUGUCAGUAUAUCCAUAAUCCUUGGCCAAAGUGUGUCCAUAGCACUUCCUGUCAUUCAUGUGUGUGGAGUGAGGGACCUCUAGUGGUGGACUUGUGUCACGACACCUGAAGUGACAUAGUAUUCAAUGUUACCCAAUGUUAUACCAUAAUAGAAUGUCAACUCAUAAUGAAUCUGAAUAUAAUAGGUAAUCUAUUCACUAUGGAUAGCUCUCUGCUUGAGGAAAAAGGAGAAUGAUGAUGUGUUGACCAUAUGUAGACCAAACACCAUUUUUAUGAGCUUCCAACCUUGUUAACGAGAUUGAACGGGAUCUUUACCAAUUCGUAACAUAUUGUACGAAUUGGAAUUCGCAACAUAUCAUACGAAUUUCAGGAUUAUAAUUUCAAUCAAUCAAGCAAAUGUAUUUAUAAAUCCCUUCUUAGAUCAGCUGAUGUCUCAAAGUGCUGUACAGAAACCCAGUCUAAAACCCCAAACAGCAAGCAAUGCAGGUGUAGAAGCACGGUGGCUAGGAAAACCCCCCUAGAAAGGCAGGAACCUAGGACGAAACCUAGAGAGGAACCAGGCUCUGAGGGGUGGCCAGUCCUCUUCUGGCUGUGCCGCGUGGAGAUUAUAACAGAACAUGGCCAAGAUGUUCAAAUGUUCAUAAAUGACCAGCAGGGUCAGAUAAUAAUAAUCACAGUGGAUGAAGAGGGUGCAACAGGUCAGUACCUCAGGAGUAAAUGUCAGUUGGCUUUUCAUAGCCGAUCAUUCAGUGUAUCUCUACCGCACCUGCUGUCUCUAGAGAGUUGAAACAGCAGGUCUGGGACAAGGUAGCACGUCCAGUGAACGGGUCAGGGUUCCAAAGCCACAGGCAGAACAGUUGAAACUGGAACAGCAGCACAGCCAGGUGGACUGGGGACAGCAAGGAGUCAUCAUGCCAGGUAGUCCUGAGGCAUGGUCCUAGGGCUCAGGUCCUCUGAGAGAAAGAGAGAGAAAGGGAUAGUAAAAGAGAGAGAGAAAAUUAGAGAGAGCAUACUUUAAUUUACUCAGGACACCGGAUAAGACAGGAGAAGUACUCCAGAUAUAACAGACUGACCCUAGAAUAGACUGACCCUACAAUAUAAUAACUACACAACACACACACACACACACACACACACACACACACACACACACACACACACACACACACACACACACACACACACACACACACACACACACACACACACACACACACACACACACACACACACACACACACACACACACACACACACACACACACACCAACAAAGCACAGUUUCACUGCUGAAACACAACAAUCUGAAUCAAUCUCACUUGCAUUCCAUUUUUAUUGCAGGUAAUUUAUAUAUAUUUUUUAAACAAGUAAAAUCUUUGGAUAUCCAAAGCACAAUUUUUUACUAUUAUAAUUUUCAAUAGUUUUUCCCCCCGACAUACCUAAAUUCUGUAUGCAAUACAAAGUCUUCUAGCUUCGACAAGACAGUAGCGGAACCUAUCAAGACUCCUCUUCUGUUUAAGACGGGGUAAAAAUUGCACUAUUUUUAUUUUUAUGUCUGAUUUAUAUUUAUACUGCAAUACAUGCACUAAAUGUAACUCUACUGUACCCACCACCACCUCCAAUACUGAAUAUGAAGUCUGGUGUAAUAACAACAAUGUUCAGAAAAGUCAACAUAUGAAAUGUCCUACUAACCUGCUGUACCCGAUAAUGUACAGAAUGCAUCUGUUUUCAAUAGCACAUUAUGAAAAAUAAGAACAUAAAUGAAUAAACAGAACACAUAAACUAUAGCAGCAUAAUUACUGGAGGCUGAGACAGGAGGGGCCGGGAGACACUGCAGCCCUGUCCGACGACACCCCCGGAUAGGGCCAACCAGGCAGGAUAUAACCCCACCCACUUUGCCAAAGCACAGCCCCCACACCACUAGAGGGAUAUCUUCAAAGGCUUAGUAUUGCGUAUGGUGCACAGCAUCAUACGAAAUGGAUGACGUUGUGCACCAUUUUCACCAACCCGUUUUGGCUCAUGAGCGCUACUUUCAAAACUACUGGAUAAAUUAUACAACACCUUUAUAAGGUUUCUUUAAAGGAGCUACAUGUAUGUUUUUUUGCAUAGUAGUACAGACCUGAAGCUUUCCCAAGAAAACAAGAGCUUAAAGCACAGAGCAGCACGCAUCUCAGUACAGAAAAACACUCACAUCAGUAUUGCUUUAUCAUUACAUAAAACUAUACAUUAAUAAAAUGAAUUACUACCACAAUUAGUUAAUUAAAUGUAUGUGCAUGACAACAUAUUUAUUUUUUACAAGUAGAAGGACAUAUCAUAUUUAUUCUACAAGUAAAAGGAAUGUCAUAUUUAUUUUACAAGAACAAGGACAUAUCAUAUUUAUUUUACAAGUAGAAGGACAUAUCAUAUUUAUUUUACAAGUAAAAGGAAUGUCAUAUUUAUUUUACAAGAACAAGGACAUCAUAUUUCUUUCCAAGUUGAAGGGAUUUCCUGGACCAUAGUAAGUCAUUAUAGCUUUUCACUUGUCAUUCUGAAGAGAAAAUGAAUGGAUGACAAUCACAUUAUUUAUUCAGUAUUUAUGUAUCAUUACAUAUUUGUAUAUAUUGUAUAUUUAAGCAAUAAGGCCCAGGGGGUUGUGGUAUAUGGCCAAUAUACCACGGCUAAGUGCUGUUCUUACACACAACGCAACGCGGAGUUCCUGGACACAGCCAUUAGCUGUGGUAUAUUGGCCAUGUACCACAAACCCCCGAGGUGCCUUAUUGCUAUUAUAAACUGGUUACCAACUUAAAAAAUAUAUAUGUUUUGUCAUACCCGUGGUAUAUGGUCUGAUAUACCACGUCUGUCAGACAAUCAGCAUUCAGGGCUCGAACCACCCAGUUUAUAAUUAAUUCUCAGUUCUUCCUCAGUAAUAUCAAGGUGCACAAAAUCUACAAAUGUUGACGGACAACAUCUAGGAAAUGUACUGUAGACCUAAUUAUAUGAUCAUGUCUUCAAAGCCUCAUAAGCAUGUAUUUAUAUAUAAAUAGUGUAUUUUCUUUCUUUUUAGUAUGAAACCCUGAAUGUGUCCACUACUUUUGAGCAGAGCCCCAUGUGCCCUGGUCAAACGAUGUGCUACAGGGGACAGGAGGCCGUUUCAGAUGCAACCACUGUCAUUAUUUACAUUGAUUGACCUCUAACCUAACACUUUUGCAGUUUUGAGAGACAAUAUAAUAACUACACAACACACACACACACACACACACACACACACACACACACACACACACACACACACACACACACACACACACACACACACACACACACACACACACACACACACACACACACACACACACACACACACACACACACCAACCAAGCACAGUUUCACUGCUGAAACACAACAAUCUGAAUCAAUCUCACUUGCAUUCCAUUUUUAUUGCAGGUAAUUUAUAUAUAUUUUUUAAACAAGUAAAAUCUUUGGAUAUCCAAAGCACAAUUUUUUACUAUUAUAAUUUUCAAUCGUUUUUCCCCCCGACAUACCUAAAUUCUGUAUGCAAUACAAAGUCUUCUAGCUUCGACAAGACAGUAGCGGAACCUAUCAAGACUCCUCUUCUGUUUAAGACGGGGUAAAAAUUGCACUAUUUUUAUUUUUAUGUCUGAUUCAUAUUUAUACUGCAAUACAUGCACUAAAUGUAACUCUACUGUACCCACCACCACCUCCAAUACUGAAUAUGAAGUCUGGUGUAAUAACAACAAUGUUCAGAAAAGUCAACAUAUGAAAUGUCCUACUAACCUGCUGUACCUGAUAAUGUACAGAAUGCAUCUGUUUUCAAUAGCACAUUAUGAAAAAUAAGAACAUAAAUGAAUAAACAGAACAUUUUACUGAUGUUUACAAAUGCUCUGGCUUUGUUCUUUCAAAAAGUUCCCCACCACAUAAUUUGUCCAGUAUUCAACAGUAGUUGCGUGAUUGGACAGAAACAACCACUGUGUCACCAGCAGAUGGAAGUGUUUACCUUGUUAGACUGUAUCAUGUCUGUUACCUGGGAGACUGGGGGGGAUGAUGAUGAUUGGUUAGGAACAGAACUUUCUCUCUCUCUCUCAUCCUGUUGUAUCUCUGAUGCUGUGGUCCCUGUCUAUCCGCCCAUGUCCAGUGUGCCAGCCAGCAGGCUAAACAAGGCUAUGUGACAUCAGAGAGGUUUUAAAUGUGGUAUCUUUGGCUUCGUUACAAGAGGUGUCAGUGCCAGUGGUGACGUGGCGUCCUGGCAGUGGGACUGGGGACACACUCUCUGAGUCCCAAAUGGCACCCUAUUCCCUACAUCAGGGUUUACAACCCUAUUCUCUACAUCAUGGUUUACAACCCUAUUCUCUACAUCAGGGUUUCCAACCCUAUUCUCUACAUCAGGGUUUACAACCCUAUUCUCUACAUCAGGGUUUACAACGAUAUUCUCUACAUCAGGGUUUACAACCCUAUUCUCUACAUCAGGGUUUACAAUCCUAUUCUCUACAUCAGGGUUUACAACCCUAUUCUCUACAUCAGGGUUUCCAACCCUAUUCUCUACAUCAGGGUUUCCAACCCUAUUCUCGACAUCAGGGUUUCCAACCCAAUUCUCUACAUCAAGGUUCACAACCCUAUUCUCUACAUCAGGGUUUACAACCCUAUGCUCUACAUCAGGGUUUACAACCCUAUUCUCUACAUCAUGGUUUACAAUCAUAUUCUCUCCAUCAGGGUUUACAACCCUAUUCUCUACAUCAGGGUUUACAAUCCUAUUCUCUACAUCAGGGUUUACAACCCUAUUCUCUACAUCAGGGUUUACAAUCCUAUUCUCUACAUCAGGGUUUACAAUCCUAUUCUCUACAUCAGAGUUUACAAUCCUAUUCUCUACAUCAGGGUUUACAAUCCUAUUCUCUACAUCAGGGUUUACAAUCCUAUUCUCUACAUCAGGAUUUACAAUCCUAUUCUCUACAUCAGGGUUUACAACCCUAUUCUCUACAUCAGGGUUUACAGCCCUAUUCUCUACAUCAGGGUUUACAACCCUAUUCUCUACAUCAGGGUGUCCAAUCCUAUUCUCUACAUCAGGGUUUACAACCCUAUUCUCUACAUCAGGGUUUCUAGACUUGGUCCUUGGGACCCCAAGCGGUGCACAUCCUGGUUUUUGCCCUAACACUAGACAGCUGAUUCAAACGAUCAACUAAUCAUCAAGCUUUGAUCAUUUGAAUUAUUUGUGUAGUGGUAGGGCAAACACAAGACGUUACAUGGUGCACUACUUCUGACCAGGGCCCAUACGGAUCAUACUCACUAACAGAGAGGCCUGGGCUUCUGACCAGGGCCCAUAGAGAACACACUUACUAACAGAGAGGCUUGGGCUUCUGACCAGGGCCCAUAGAGAACACACUAACAUAGAGUUCUGGGCUUCUGACCAGGGCCCAUAGUGAACACACUUACUAACAGAGAGGCUUGGGUUUCUGACCAGGGCCCAUAGAGAACACACUAACAGAGAGACCUGGACUUUGACCAGGGCCCAUAGAGAACACACUUACUAACAGAGAUACCUGGGCUUCUGACCAGGGCCCAUAGAGAACACACUUACUAACAGAGAGGCUUGGGCUUCUGACCAGGGCCCAUACGGAUCACACUCACUAACAGAGAGGCCUGGGCUUCUGACCAGGGCCCAUAGAGAACACACUAACAGAGAGACCUGGACUUUUGACCAGGGCCCAUAGAGAACAUACUUACUAACAGAGAGACCUGGGCUUCUGACCAGGGCCCAUAGAGAACACACUAACUAACAGAGAGACCUGGACUUUUGACCAGGGCCCAUAGAGAACACACUAACUAACAGAGAGACCUGGGCUUCUGACCAGGGCCCAUAGAGAACACACUUACUAACAGAGAGACCUGGGCUUCUGACCAGGGCCCAUAGAGAACACACUUACUAACAGAGAGACCUGGACUUUUGACCAGGGCCCAUAGAGAACACACUAACAGAGAGACCUGGGCUUCUGACCAGGGCCCAUAGAGAACACACUAACAGAGAGACCUGGGCUUCUGACCAGGGCCCAUAGAGAACACACUAACAGAGAGACCUGGACUUUUGACCAGGGCCCAUAGAGAACACACUAACAGAGAGACCUGGACUUUUGACCAGGGCCCAUAGAGAACACACUAACAGAGAGACCUGGGCUUCUGACCAGGCCCCAUAGAGAACACACUAACAGAGAGACCUGGACUUUUGACCAGGGCCCAUAGAGAACACACUAACAGAGAGACCUGGGCUUCUGACCAGGGCCCAUAGAGAACACACGAACAGAGAGACCUGGGCUUCUGACCAGGGCCCAUAGAGAACACACUAACAGAGGGACCUGGGCUCCUGACCAGGGCCCAUAGAGAACACACUAACAGAGAGACCUGGGCUUUUGACCAGGGCCCAUAGAGAACACACUAACAGAGAGACCUGGGCUUCUGACCAGGGCCCAUAGAGAACACACUAACAGAGAGACCUGGGCUAGCUGCUCCUGUAGACUUCCAGUCAUUGCGCAACCGCUACCUAGCAAUGUCUCCAGAAACUACCUUCAAACUGCACGAAGAGACAUUAUAACACUAUUCAUGAGUUCAUCUGACUCUGGGUAAAGUGCUGAACUAUCUCUUUAAAAUAUGAAGAGCUUACUGUACCUAUGCUGCUGAUUUAAUGCUGCAUUCAUAACAUCUCAUAAAUUCGUAAGUAGCAGCAUAGGACUGGGAAGAAUCCACUUGAACGCCCCUCAAAAUGGUAAUUACUAGUGAGAAACUCGCCAAUCAUCCCUGAGCUCUGACUUCUCCCACAUGCUGAACUCUGAUGUCACAUACUAAGGAAAUUACCUCGAAAACAGCUUUUUCCAACAUUUAUGUAACAAAACAUUAUUUAUGAAAAUAAAUCUCUUAAUGUGGUUUUUCAACACUAUAAUUUGUUUGCGAGCAUGACAGCUGUACUUUCAGUUUAUGGUUGAUGCAGCUUGUUGGCCGUUUAGCUAAUCAGCGUUCUCAACGAGGUCAAAGCCCCAACACCCACACAACUCUUUACUCCCAGUUUACAAGAAGCUUUUAGUUUCCCACUUGUAUCAACACAGCAUUAGGUCUCCGGGGUUACAACGGGUCAUCUUGAAUAAACAGCAGUCACAGUUCAUCAGAGAGAGAGAGAGAGAGAGAGAGUCUUUAUUGUUUUGAAACUUCUGUUUGUGUAAUGUCUACUGUUCAUUUUUAUUGUUUAUUUCACUUUUGUAUGUUAUCUACCUCACUUGCUUUGGCAAUGUUAACACAUGUUUCCCAUGCCAAUAAAGCCCCUUGAAUUGAA